AUGCAGACGGCUACUGCCCCUUUCAUCCUACGUUCCUUGUACAAGGAUGCGUAUAUCAGCGACAUGCAAAUCGCACGACCGAUCACGGAGUUGCUGAUGAAUACCAUUGGCGCACAGCUAACGAACAAGUACGAUACACACAUCCCCGCGAUAGCCUGCUCCCUCUACACACUCUUUUCCAUGUCCCGAGUGCAGACGCUCGGGCAGGAGUUCUGUGACCUGCUGCCUGUGGUGAAGGCGCAUCCAUGGCAGCCGGUUGGGCCGGCGCGCGUGUUCCUGCUCGCCGUGCUGCAACUGCUCGAGCCGACGGCGGUGUUCGUGGUGGCCCGUAGACUCUUCCCUGACAUGUCCACGGCCGAUGUUGAGGAGGUGCUGAAGAAGGUGGUACUGUGCGCACUCUUUCUCUUUGAGCGCUUCGGCACGCUUCCACAUCGCAUUGUGCGGAUACGGUUCCUGAGCCUGAAGCCGUCGCGGACUUUGCAGGACAGUGAUGGUGCUCCGGGCUCGUACUUUGUUCUGGGCCUCGUGCUGCUGGUAGAGCUGGUCGUCCGCCUUUGGCGUUACAGCAAGGAGCGCACGUCUCGCGAGGCGAGGCGGUCGACUGAGGCGGCCGUCAACACAAGCAGCGACGAGGAUACCGAGGACGCACGGUCCGGUAAGUGCAUGCUGUGCCUGAGCAAUCGCCGGUUCCCAACUGCGACCAACUGCGGCCACAUCUUUUGUUGGCGGUGCAUCGCUGAAUGGAUCCAGUCGAACCCACAGGAGGCCGUGUGCCCGUUCUGCCGCCAGCACAUCACGACGCAGUCGCUGGUGCCGCUGUACUUCUACGUCGCCAAAGAGCCGCCGCGUGUGGGGACUGCGACGGACGCCGCCGCCUCACCUGCCGCUUGA
Messenger RNA from Leishmania mexicana MHOM/GT/2001/U1103, 891 nucleotides. RefSeq lists its product as hypothetical. Bases 1 to 891 code for a protein of 296 amino acids. Gene Ontology annotation, molecular function: zinc ion binding. The record is from RefSeq and is a predicted model, not a curated record. Gene Ontology annotation, biological process: protein import into peroxisome matrix. NCBI's taxonomy places the organism in Eukaryota, Euglenozoa, Kinetoplastea, Trypanosomatida, Trypanosomatidae. The transcript has a single exon. Gene Ontology annotation, cellular component: peroxisomal membrane.